GUUUCUCAUCUCAUUCUCUCUCUCUUUCUCUCUAAUGGUUCUUCCUCUGUUUUAGGAUUUUGAUCAUCUAAAAUUUUCAAUUUCUCUUGAUCCUCACUUGAAUCUUUUUGUUUCUCUCAUAUCUUGAUCCUUUCCUUUGUUUUUCAUCUGCCUUUUUAAAAAAAAUUCUGGUGUGCCAUUAAAUCUUAUUAAUGGCACAACUUCCUCCGAAAAUCCCAACCAUGACGACGCCUAAUUGGCCUGACUUCUCCUCCCAGAAACUCCCUUCCAUUGCCGCAACAGCCGCGGCCGCGGCAACCGCCGGACCACAACAACAAAACCCUUCAUGGAUGGAUGAGUUUCUCGACUUCUCGGCGACUCGCCGUGGGACUCACCGUCGUUCAAUAAGCGACUCCAUUGCUUUUCUUGAACCACCUUCCUCCGGCGUUGGAAACCACCACUUCGAUAGGUUUGACGAUGAGCAAUUCAUGUCCAUGUUCAACGACGACGUACACAACAACAAUCAUCAUCAUCAUCAUCACGGCAACAACAUCAACGGCAAUGUGGGUCCCACGCGUUCCUCCUCCAACACCUCCACGCCGUCCGAUCACAAUAGCCUUAGCGACGACGACAACAACAAAGAACAACCACCGUCCGAUCAUGAUCAUCAAAUGGACAAUAACGUAGCCAAUCAAAACAACGCCGCCGGUAACAAUUACAACGAAUCGGACGAGGUCCAAAGCCAGUGCAAGACGGAGCCACAGGAUGGUCCGUCAGCGAAUCAAAACUCCGGUGGAAGCUCCGGUAACCGGAUUCACGAUCCCAAAAGGGUAAAAAGAAUUUUAGCAAAUAGACAAUCAGCACAGAGAUCAAGGGUCAGGAAAUUGCAAUACAUAUCAGAGCUUGAACGGAGCGUUACUUCAUUGCAGACUGAAGUGUCAGUGUUAUCGCCAAGAGUUGCGUUUUUGGAUCAUCAGCGAUUGCUUCUCAACGUCGACAAUAGUGCUAUCAAGCAACGAAUCGCAGCUUUAGCCCAAGAUAAGAUUUUCAAAGACGCUCAUCAAGAAGCAUUGAAGAGAGAAAUAGAGAGACUUCGACAAGUAUAUCAUCAACAAAGCCUCAAGAAGAUGGAGAAUAAUGUCUCCGAUCAAUCUCCGGCCGAUAUCAAACCGUCCGUUGAGAAGGAGCAGCUCCUCAAUGUCUAAAGCUGUUCGUUCAUCAAGAUCUUAUUUCUUCAUGGCGAAAAGAUUCUUGACUAUAAAACCUCUUUGUGUCA
Molecule: messenger RNA, 1255 nt
Organism: Arabidopsis arenosa
Lineage: Eukaryota; Viridiplantae; Streptophyta; Magnoliopsida; Brassicales; Brassicaceae
Source: the annotation of a GenBank genome assembly